ACGUAUGUUUAGUAUGUUUUUUCUAGUUACCUUAUUCGUUAUCUGUAAUCAAUCUCCAGUGGAAAAAUUAGAAGAAGAUAACUUUACAAAAUACAUUUCUGAAAACAAGUAUGUUCUCGUCAAAUUUUAUGCCCCUUGGUGUGGUCAUUGUAAAUCUUUGGCACCCGAGUAUGUUAAAGCUGCCGAAAAAUCUCCCGAUCUUGGCGUAAAAGUAGCCGAAGUGGAUUGUACUGAGGAAACUGAACUUUGUCAGACAAAUGGCAUCAAGGGAUAUCCAGUUAUUAAAUUAUUCACGAAUGGCAUACCAAUAACCUACGAAGAAUUGUCCAACUUGACUAGUGGAUCGUUCAUUGUGGGCUAUUUUCCUGUAUUGUUGAUUCUUAUUUUGUCACAGGACACAGAAACCCAAGACUUCCAGGAGUUUAAAACUGCUUCGAUGUCUGGAGAUUUACAAUUUGUCUAUGAGGAUAAAAAGACUAUUCGCUUCAGUGGAGAAAUAACCAGCGAGGCAGUCGACAAAUUUAUCGAUGAUAAUUACAUUCCCGACGUCGUCUGGUUGACGAGGGACAAUAUGAAAUAUGUUUUCAAGGAUGGUCUCAAAGUGGUGGUGUUUUGUGUCAACUCUACGAUGCCUCCAAUUCUCGGAUUCCCUCAAGUUCUGGAAGAGGCUGUCAAUACUGUCGACAUGAAGGUUUCUAAUCGUUUUCAAGCUCAGAUACAAUUUGUUAUCAUCGAUGCAAUUAAUCCCGAUUUCGUCGGAAUUAUAGAGUUUUUUGGAUUCUCGAAAAUCCCAAGUUUUGGAGGAGUGUAUUUAAAUGGGUCAAUUUCUAAAUUUUUCCCCACCGACGAUUCUUUUGAAAAAGAUAAUAUAGUUGACUUUGCGGAUAAAUUUUUAAAUAAUAAACUGGAGUCCAAUAGUUUUAUAUUUAUAGAUGCUCCCUGGUGCGGUCACUGUAAAAAGUUGAUGCCCAUUUGGGAUCAUUUGGCUUCAAGCUUCGAAUCUAAUGAUGGCAUUAUCAUUGCUAAGACUGACGCGACAAAGAACGAAUAUGAUUUCGACAUUCAGAAGUUUCCGACGCUUGUGUUUUUCCCUAAAUCAGCAAAGAGCUUUGAAACACAUUCGGUCUAUACUGGAGAUCGAAAACUAAACGAUUUGGUUGGUUUUGUUAAAUCCAUGUCUUCAUCUCCAUCGGUUUCUUUUGUAGUUUUACUUUUGAGGUUUCUCCUUCAGAAGAACUUUAAUGUAGUGACUGGACUUUUUCUUUCUUUGGAGGUACCUUGUCUUAUUUUGUUCAUUUAA
Messenger RNA from Octopus sinensis (East Asian common octopus), 1300 nucleotides. RefSeq names its product protein disulfide-isomerase-like. Gene Ontology annotation, molecular function: protein disulfide isomerase activity. Gene Ontology annotation, biological process: protein folding; response to endoplasmic reticulum stress. The transcript is spliced from 5 exons. NCBI's taxonomy places the organism in Eukaryota, Metazoa, Mollusca, Cephalopoda, Octopoda, Octopodidae. The record is from RefSeq and is a predicted model, not a curated record. Gene Ontology annotation, cellular component: endoplasmic reticulum. The coding region runs from base 5 to 1300 and encodes 431 amino acids.